CUUUUCUCAAUGGCAGAUUCUGCUCCUCAAAAUGGCCCUCAGGGUGGGGCAGUGCAGUUUUUAUUGGCGAAUAAACUGGAUACAGCCAUGUGGCUGUCUCGCUUAUUUACAGUUUAUUGUUCAGUGUUGUUUAUCCUCCCCUUUCUUGGAACACAGGAAGCAGCAAAUUUUUACCAGCGUGCCUUACUGGCAAAUGCUUUAACCAGUGCUCUUCGGUUACACCAGAGAUUACCUCGCUUUCAGCUAAGCCGAGCAUUCUUAGCACAGGCAUUACUGGAGGAUAGCUGUCACUACUUGCUCUUUUCUCUCAUCUUUGUCAAUUCUUCUCCAGUUACAUUAAGUAUUUUUCCAGUGUUCCUGUUUUCUUUGCUCCAUGCGACCACAUAUACGAAAAAGGUGCUUGAUGCAAUUGGUCCUAAUAGUCUGGCCUUACUGAGAAUGCUUUUGGAAAAAAUUAAUGUUAAUCAGCUGAAUAUUUUGAAAUUUAUUGCUUGCAAUGAAAUUUUUCUGAUGCCAGCUACCGUUUUCAUGCUUCUCAGUGGACAAGGCAGCUUGCUGCAGCCUUUCAUUUACUACAGAUUCUUGACUCUUCGUUAUUCUUCUCGGAGAAAUCCAUACUGCCGUACACUAUUUUCAGAACUACGAAUCCUUGUGGAACAUCUCAUUAUGAAACCUGCAUGCCCUAGCCUUGUCAGAAGACUGUGCCUUAGCACCAUUGCUUUUAUAAGUCGUUUGGCACCAACAGUUGCAUAAGAUAUUGAACUGCAAAAGAAAUUAAAAAAAAACUUUGAGGUUUCACAGCAGUUGGUUAUUUCUGCUCUGAUUUUUCAAGACCCAGAACUGUUUCACAAUGCACUGAAUUUCUAGUUGCGUAGAAGGCGCAUAUGUUGCCUGUCUUCCCCCUCCCUCUGAAGGAACAAUGUGUAGUGCACAGCAAAGGUGUUUUUUAAUUUCAUUUUACAGAGGUCCAUGAACUAUAUUUAAUUGUGGCUGUCUAGAAAGUACUGCUGUUUAAUUAAUCCUUCAUCUUGCAUAAUGUGGCACAGAGAAGUUAUUCCUGUUAACUUUGAAUUUGUGUAACAUUUAUUGAUAUAGAUAAACUAGCAGUUGGACUGAGUCUUUUUGCUAAUGCUCAUACCGUUUCUUCUAAUAAUUGACAUUGCCCCUCAUAGAGCUGCAUAUUCUCCCAUACAUUGUGUCAGCAUUGUAUUUUAUGGUAGCCUUCUUGCUUCAAAAACUGCAUUCUGUAAUUGUCUACUUUCUUGUGUAUGUAGCAGAUUCUGAGAAUACUAUCAUGAGUUCUACAAACUGCUUCUCUCAUUUGCCUGUGCAGCUUAUUGUUACAUAUGUAAUCUGUUUAUAGAUGUUUACCUUUAGUUGGUGGAACAUCAUUUCUUACCCACCACUCAUUUGCUGUAGUGAUAGAAAUUACAUUGGAUAUCUUCAGACUAAAUGACGUGACUGGAAUCACAUAUGUCCUAGUCUAGCUGCCUGUUAUCCAUUUCACUUUAUAUAUCCACGUUUCUCAGACAUUGUGUCAGACAAAGUAUAAUUUUUCUUUCUUUUGAAAUUUGCUUCACAUCAGAUUUGUACAUCUUGUAUAUUCAGAGUUGCAAAUUAUGUGUGCUUUUUAAAUGUUGACCUUUUUAUCCUUUCUGGAAUGACUGAAGUAUAUGUACAGAUUUUUUUGUCUUUUAGUUUUGAGAAAGCAGUGCUUUGUGGUUUUACCAUGUAAACAUGGUCAACACAGCAUUAGUACAUUUAGGGCACCAUCAUGUCCCGCAGCAAGUUGUUCACAUACACAGUAUAUUUCUCUGAACAUAAACUUUGUUUGCAACAUGUUUUACUUUUAAAGAGAAGAGAAAAUCGGCCAGUGAGGAGCGUCAGCCGUAGAACAAUGUUGUGGCCUUUAGAAAAACUGCUUUCAGAAAUGUACAAUGAAGUACUUAAAUUUAAACUGCUUUGCCAUGGGAUUCAACAGUAGUGUUUUUUUUUUUUUUGCUCAUAAUUAAAAUAAUUGUUAAUAUAUAUAGAAUUUAUUUGUUAGUAAGAAUAGCAACAGGUAGUAAAAUACUCUGUUAGAGUGCAUCCUGUAAGACUUGAAGGAAUCUGUACUAUUUGUAAACUGUAUUUAAAAUAUUUGAGGUCCAAGAUGAAAUGCAAAAUGUAUGUUUUGAAAUGACGAUUGUGUUUCCAAAGACUUUAUCAUUUUCAGUACAGGCAUAUGCCUGACAACACUGAAAAUACAUAAGCAGUUCUCUACAGCUGUACUAGAAAAUAUUUUGAAUCUGGAUCAUUCCAUCACAGGGAAACUAGUGCAUUUUAUGCAAGUAUACAUAUUUUGAAAAAUUAGAUAAUCUUUAUAAAGGUUAAAGAUGAAAAGAAAUGUAAUGUUAUAGUCAUAUAAUUUCUGUUUAUGAAAGAACUGGGUAAGAGAUUCACAGAAAAUGUGAUUUUAUCGUAAGAGGUGGCUUUAUAUAAAAACAGGGACAUUGGAUUUAGACUGUGCUUAGUAUUAAAUGAGGUUCAUAACUAUGUUGAAAUGCUGUCCUGUAUAAUUUCCUUAAAUGUAUUUCCACAGUUUUUAUGUUUCAUUAAUUUGGUCCUCAAAAUUUUUAUGCAUGGGUAGGUGAAGAUGCACUGUACACCAAUCAUUCUGAAGCUACUGUGUAAUGCAGCACUCUUAAAACAGUAUCUUUGAUGCGUGUUUUUUUCAGUAAAUUCUUGAUCAUUUUUUUUUUUUUUUUUUUUACAGUUGCCUUUUGCCUAGAACUGUGAACUUCAGGUACAGAUGUGGCAUAUGUUAAAAAGAAAUAAAUUUUAAUUCACCCAGGUU
Messenger RNA from Protopterus annectens (West African lungfish), 2836 nucleotides. RefSeq names its product transmembrane protein 33 (gene TMEM33). Lineage: Eukaryota; Metazoa; Chordata; Ceratodontiformes; Protopteridae. The coding region runs from base 10 to 753 and encodes 247 amino acids. Gene Ontology annotation, cellular component: membrane; endoplasmic reticulum. The record is from RefSeq and is a predicted model, not a curated record. The transcript has 7 exons. Gene Ontology annotation, biological process: endoplasmic reticulum tubular network organization; membrane organization.